GCUACCUCAACUACAGUCGAACGUAUAUUUUCGCUAGGCCGGCACCUUCUACACUUUACUCGAAACCGCUUGUCUCCAUCAUCAACCCGUGCAUUCCUCUGUCUUGGCUCAUGGCUCUGCUGUGAUCUGGUAGCACCCGGGGACCUUACUGAGAUCAUGAAGGCUCUAAAGAAAAGA
Suillus plorans is the source of this 177-nucleotide messenger RNA. RefSeq lists its product as uncharacterized. NCBI's taxonomy places the organism in Eukaryota, Fungi, Basidiomycota, Agaricomycetes, Boletales, Suillaceae. The annotation marks the transcript as partial. The transcript has a single exon. The record is from RefSeq and is a predicted model, not a curated record.